AUGGACAUGAUCACCGUCCCCCUCCUUCUCCUGCUUCUUGCGCCUCUCGCCGCUGCGCAAUGGCAAGACUGCGGCAAGAACGGCAACUUCACACAAAAUAGCACCUACCAAGCCAACCUCAGGCUCCUCUCUUCCACCCUCCCCAACAAGGCCGCGUCCAACACCAACCUCUUCGCCACAGCCACUGUGGGCGAUGUUCCGGACAUGGUCCACGCCCUUACGCUCUGCCGCGGCGACACCAACGCCUCCGCCUGCCAGAGCUGCGUGGCAACCGCUUUUGAGGGCGCCCAGCAGCUCUGCGCGUACAAUAAGGACGCCUCCGCGUACUACGAUAUCUGCAUGCUCAGGUUCUCCAACCAAAAUUUUCUUGCCACCACCGUCAAUGGCGAUAGUACACUCAUCCUCGAGAACUCCGAGAGUCUCACGACAAGUGCUGACUAUUUCAAGCUCUUCUUGUUCACGCUUGUGAACGGCACGGCACAAUCCGCCACUAAGAGCUCGAGGAGGUUCAUCACCUCGCAAUUAGACAUCAGCUCCUUCCCGACGUUGUACUGUCUUAUGCAGUGCACGCCUGACCUCACCAUCGACGACUGUGCAGCCUGUUUCUGGGAGGCCUUGCAGUAUACGCUCAAUUACAUCGACCGUAAGCGAGGUGGUCGAAUUCUUGGGACACGGUGCACCGUAAGGUACGAAAUAUAUCUGUUCUUCCAAGAUCCUAUACUGCAUAUUACCAACUUGGCCCCUGAUGUUCCGGCGAUCGACAACACUACUACCACGCCACGUGUAGAGCAAGAUACAAAGCUCCCACAAUCGCAGCCACCAGCCGUGCAAACGACCAUCGAAGAACAGCACGGACGCAACGGAAGCAAGAGGCCUCUAUGGAUUAUUGCUGUGGGGGCUCCAUUGCUCUCAAUACUUAUGUGCUUUAUCUGCUUCGUUGUAUGGAUGAGAAGACGAAGAAAGGGAAAGGUAAACUUAAAUGACCAAGCUGCCACGAAUAGGCCAGAAGAAGAUGCACUGGUUUGGAGAUUGGAGGAGAAGAGUUCAGAGUUCACUCUCUUUGACUUUUCUGAGAUAUUGAAUGCUACGCACAACUUCUCCAAAGAGAAUCUACUUGGGCAAGGUGGCUUUGGCCCUGUCUACAAGGGAAGACUACCAGAUGAAAUGGAAAUUGCAGUUAAAAGGCUUGCUUCACAUUCAGGACAGGGUUUCAUAGAAUUCAAGAAUGAAGUUGAACUUAUCGCAAAACUACAACAUAACAAUCUGGUCAAACUCUUGGGAUGCUGCAUUCAGGGAGAGGAAAAAGUUUUGGUGUAUGAGUAUUUACCAAAUAAGAGCUUGGACUUCUUUAUAUUUGAUGGAAACAAAACAACGUUGGUUGAUUGGGAAAAGAGGCGCGUGAUAAUCGAAGGGGUAGCCCAAGGUCUUCUGUAUCUACACAAGCACUCUCGAUUGCGCAUCAUUCACAGAGACCUUAAGGCCAGCAACGUUCUCUUGGAUCAGGAAAUGAAUCCUAAAAUUUCUGAUUUUGGUCUAGCUAAAUUUUUUAGCUCAAAUGAUAUUCAGGGAAGCACAAAGAGGGUAGUGGGUACAUAUGGUUAUAUGUCUCCGGAGUAUGCAUCUGAAGGCAUUUACUCAAUCAAAUCUGACGUGUUCAGCUUUGGUGUGUUACUUCUUGAGAUCCUUAGUGGGAAAAGGAAUUCUGGCUUCCAUCAGUACGGAGACUUUCUUAACCUUCUUGGAUAUUCAUGGCAACUCUGGGAAGGAGGAAAAUGGCUUGAGCUUCUAGAAGUGUCAAUUGUUAAGGAGAUCCAUACAACAGAGGCUAGGAGGUACAUUAACAUUGCAUUGAUGUGCGUACAAGAGAGCGCAGAUGAUCGACCCACCAUGUCAGAUGUUGUUGCAAUGUUAACUAGUGAGAAUGUUAUUCUCCCAGAGCCUAAUCAUCCAUCAUACUUCAACUUAAGGGUAUCUAAGGUACAUGAAUCAGCUAGUGUUGUUGUCCCAUGUAGUAAUAAUGAUGUAACCAUCACUGAGGAGCCAGAUGGAAGAUAGUUGAUUACUUUGCUUCAGUUGUUAUUACCUGAGUUGUACAAUAAUUCACACCAAACUCGAGAUGUUAUCAAGUUUAUCAUACUAUUCUCUA
Molecule: messenger RNA, 2146 nt
Organism: Triticum dicoccoides
Lineage: Eukaryota; Viridiplantae; Streptophyta; Magnoliopsida; Poales; Poaceae
Product: cysteine-rich receptor-like protein kinase 10
Exons: 7
Coding region: 1-2055 (684 amino acids)
Biological process (GO): protein phosphorylation
Cellular component (GO): plasma membrane
Molecular function (GO): ATP binding; protein serine/threonine kinase activity
Source: RefSeq, a predicted model, not a curated record